AUGGAAUAUGUCAAUCUCGGAAAGUCCGGUCUCAAAGUUUCAAAAGUCAUCCUGGGAGCUAUGAGCUACGGGACCUCAGAGUGGCAGCCGUGGGUGUUGAACGAGGAGGAAAGUUUGCCGCUACUUGAGCAUGCUUACAAAUGCGGAAUCAACACCUGGGAUACCGCCGACAUGUACUCCCACGGCCACUCGGAACGCCUCGUCGGCAAAGCGAUCCAGAAAUACUCCAUCCCACGCUCCAAGCUCGUGAUCCUGACAAAAUGCUACUUCGGCAUCGACGAAACCAACCUCAAGCGCGGCAUCUUCCGCGUCUCUUCCAACGACGGCGAGUACGUGAAUCAAGUCGGGCUGAGCCGCAAGCACAUCUUCGAUGCCGUUGAGGCAAGUGUCGCGCGGCUGGGGACUUAUAUCGAUGUGCUGCAGAUCCAUCGAUUGGAUCGGGAUACACCCAAGGAGGAGAUUAUGAAGGCGCUGAAUGAUGUUGUGGAGAAAGGGUGGGUUAGGUAUAUUGGGGCGAGCUCGAUGGCGGCAUGGGAAUUCCAAACCCUGCAAAACAUUGCAGACAAACACGGCUGGCACAAGUUCAUCUCGAUGCAGAACUACUACAAUCUCAUCUACCGCGAGGAAGAGCGGGAAAUGAUCCCCUACUGCAAAGAAACAGGCGUCGGCCUAAUCCCCUGGUCCCCCAUCGCCCGCGGCGCCCUAACCCGCCCCUGGACAGACCGCACAACGCUGCGCUCCACCACCGACCAAGCGCUCGGGGUCCUCGUGCACAACCGCGACGACGAUACCGAUAAAGCAAUUAUCGCGCGGAUCGAGGAGGUGUCCAAGAAGCGCGGGGUCAGUAUGGCGUGCGUUGCUACGGCGUGGUGUGUUUCUAAAGGCGUGUGUCCGAUCAUCGGGAUGAAUAGUAAGGAGAGGAUUGAAGAGGCCGUGGAGAAUGUUCGGUUUGUGUUGAGUGAUGAGGAGGUGAUGUUUUUGGAGGAGGCGUAUAGGCCCAAGGAGGUGGUGGGCUUGAUGGUUGAGGUUAAGCAACCGAAGAGAUAG
Periconia digitata is the source of this 1047-nucleotide messenger RNA. The record is from the annotation of a GenBank genome assembly. Lineage: Eukaryota; Fungi; Ascomycota; Dothideomycetes; Pleosporales; Periconiaceae.